Molecule: messenger RNA, 258 nt
Organism: Ustilaginoidea virens
Lineage: Eukaryota; Fungi; Ascomycota; Sordariomycetes; Hypocreales; Clavicipitaceae
Exons: 4
Coding region: 1-258 (85 amino acids)
Biological process (GO): spliceosomal snRNP assembly; mRNA splicing, via spliceosome
Cellular component (GO): U4 snRNP; catalytic step 2 spliceosome; SMN-Sm protein complex
Molecular function (GO): RNA binding
Source: RefSeq, a predicted model, not a curated record
AUGGCGCCCGCUCAACCUGAGCUGAAAAAGUAUCUCGAGAAGCGGCUUUUCGUGCAAUUAAAUGGCAGCCGCAAGGUGAUUGGAGUCUUGCGCGGGUACGAUGUCUUCUUGAACAUUGUCCUCGACGAAGCCGUUGAAGAGAAGGAGGGCGGGGAAAAGGUCAAGAUCGGCAUGGUUGUCAUUCGCGGAAACUCGGUCGUCAUGAUGGAGGCGCUAGACAGGAUCGGAGGCGACGACAGGCAGCACCACCACCGAUGA